CGGUGAGCCUGUGGCCCGGCGCCGAGCCGGGGGUCUGCGCAUCCCCCUGUGGCCCGCCGACAUGGACGUGAAGGACCGGCGCCACCGCUCGCUGACCCGGGGCCGCUGCGGCAAGGAGUGCCGCUACACCAGCUCCUCCCUGGACAGCGAGGACUGCCGGGUGCCCACGCAAAAGUCCUACAGCUCCAGCGAGACACUCAAGGCCUACGACCACGAGAGCAGGAUGCACUACGGGAACCGAGUCACCGACCUGGUCCACCGCGAGUCCGAUGAGUUCCCCAGACAAGGAACCAACUUCACCCUCGCUGAGCUGGGCAUCUGCGAGCCGUCCCCACACCGCAGCGGCUACUGCUCGGACAUGGGGAUCCUGCAGCAGGGAUACUCCCUGAGCACGGGCUCGGACGCCGACUCGGACACGGAGGGAGGGAUGUCUCCGGAACACGCCAUCCGGCUCUGGGGGCGAGGGCUAAAGUCCAGACGCAGCUCGGGCCUUUCCAGCCGGGAGAACUCGGCCCUGACCUUGACUGACUCCGACAACGAGAAUAAGUCCGACGACGAGACGGGUCGUCCCAUCCCACCUACAUCCUCGUCUAGCCUCCUCCCAUCUGCUCAGCUGCCUAGCUCCCAUAAUCCUCCACCCGUUAGCUGCCAGAUGCCAUUGCUAGACAGCAACACCUCCCACCAAAUCAUGGACACCAAUCCCGAUGAGGAGUUCUCCCCCAAUUCAUACCUGCUCAGAGCAUGCGCAGGGCCCCAGCAAGCCUCCAGCAGUGGCCCUCCGAACCACCACAGCCAGUCGACUCUGAGGCCACCGCUGCCACCCCCUCACAACCACACCCUGUCCCACCACCACUCAUCUGUCAACUCGCUCAAUAGGAACUCACUGACCAACCGUCGGAGCCAGAUCCACGCCCCAGCGCCCGCCCCCAAUGACCUGGCCACCACGCCCGAGUCCGUCCAGCUCCAGGACAGUUGGGUGCUGAACAGCAACGUACCCCUGGAGACCCGGCACUUUCUCUUUAAGACGUCCUCGGGCAGCACCCCGCUGUUCAGCAGCUCCUCUCCCGGCUACCCCUUGACCUCAGGGACCGUGUACACGCCCCCGCCGCGCCUGCUGCCCCGCAACACGUUCUCCCGCAAGGCCUUCAAGCUGAAGAAGCCGUCCAAGUACUGCAGCUGGAAGUGCGCCGCCCUGUCGGCCAUCGCCGCUGCGCUCCUGCUGGCCAUCCUGCUGGCCUACUUCAUAGCAAUGCAUCUGCUCGGACUCAAUUGGCAACUGCAGCCGGCAGAUGGACACACCUUUAACAAUGGGAUAAGGACCGGCUUACCAGGCAGCGAUGAUGGGGCAACAAUGCCAUCUGGAGGCAAAGUGCCCUGGUUGCUGAGGAACAGCAGCAUAGAUAGCGGCGAGGCGGAAGUUGGCCGGAGAGUCACCCAGGAAGUGCCCCCAGGUGUAUUCUGGAGGUCCCAGAUCCACAUCAGCCAGCCCCAGUUCUUAAAGUUCAACGUCUCCCUCGGGAAGGAUGCGCUCUUCGGGGUCUACAUCCGGCGGGGACUGCCACCCUCACACGCCCAGUACGACUUCAUGGAGCGUCUGGACGGCAAGGAGAAGUGGAGCGUGGUGGAGGCGCCCCGGGAACGCCGGAGCAUCCAGACGCUGGUGCAGAACGAGGCGGUGUUCGUGCAGUACCUGGACGUGGGCCUGUGGCACCUGGCCUUCUACAACGAUGGCAGGGACAAGGAGACCGUCUCCUUCAACACCGUCGUCCUAG
Molecule: messenger RNA, 1772 nt
Organism: Sorex fumeus (smoky shrew)
Lineage: Eukaryota; Metazoa; Chordata; Mammalia; Eulipotyphla; Soricidae
Product: teneurin-2-like
Exons: 8
Biological process (GO): signal transduction; heterophilic cell-cell adhesion; neuron development
Cellular component (GO): membrane; neuron projection
Molecular function (GO): protein homodimerization activity; cell adhesion molecule binding; protein heterodimerization activity
Source: RefSeq, a predicted model, not a curated record